GUCUUUCUUUUCGCGCAUCAUGGCGGACCGGUUCAAUAAGGUUCUGCUGCUUGAUGGCAGGGGCCACUUGCUUGGUCGGCUUGCUGCCAUUGUGGCUAAACAAGUCCUCCUGGGACACAAAGUUGUGGUGGUGAGAUGUGAAGGAAUCAACAUCUCCGGAAACUUUUACCGCAACAAGCUGAAGUACCUGGCUUUCCUGCGUAAGAGGAUGAACACCAACCCCUCUCGUGGACCUUACCACUUCAGAGCUCCGAGCAGGAUCUUCUGGAGGACUGUCAGAGGCAUGCUGCCCCACAAAACAAAGAGAGGACAGGCUGCUCUGGAGAGGCUGAAGGUGUUCGAUGGUAUUCCUCCACCCUAUGACAAGAGGAAGCGCAUGGUUGUUCCAGCUGCUCUUAAGAUUGUGCGUCUGAAGCCCACUCGCAAGUUCGCCCUCCUUGGCCGUCUUGCACAUGAGGUUGGCUGGAAGUACCAGGCUAUCACAGCCACCCUGGAGGAGAAGAGAAAAGAGAAGGCCAAGCUCCGCUACGGAAAGAAAAAGACAGUGAACAAGCUGACCAAGCUGGCAGAAAAGAACGUCGAGGCCAAGAUUGCAAAAUACACAGACGUUCUUAAACAAUACGGAGUCCUUGUCUGAGCUGUUCUGGCCAAUAAAGAUAAAUACACGUUCAUA
Labrus bergylta (ballan wrasse) is the source of this 673-nucleotide messenger RNA. RefSeq names its product ribosomal protein L13a (gene rpl13a). Gene Ontology annotation, cellular component: cytosolic large ribosomal subunit; ribosome. Gene Ontology annotation, molecular function: mRNA binding; structural constituent of ribosome. The record is from RefSeq and is a predicted model, not a curated record. Gene Ontology annotation, biological process: translation; negative regulation of translation. Lineage: Eukaryota; Metazoa; Chordata; Actinopteri; Labriformes; Labridae.